GGUCACAGACUGGAUGUGCUCUCGGGGUCCGACUCAGCCUUUAAAAACGAGUGAAGGCCUUGGUGAAGCGGAACUCCGCUGCCCCUGGAACCGGACAGCCGCUAGUUCACCGCCGCAGACGUCACUCUGAACCCGGGUAAGACUUGCAGAGCGCCGCUGGUUGUUCCUGCUGGAGCUGUGCAUCAUCCUUAAUUAAAACAGGCUCGAGACUAUAUUGUCGUGACGAUGGCGGACAGCUCGCAUUGUUUCUACUGCCGGGAGGAUCUCGGUGGGAAGAGGUUUGUCCGAAGCGAGGGGAAGCCGGUGUGCGUUCGCUGUCACACCAAGUUCUGCGCCAACUCAUGUGCCGAGUGCCACAGACCCAUCUCUGUAGAGACAAAGGAGCUGAGCCACAAAGGGCGUUAUUGGCAUGAGGAAUGUUUCCGCUGCACAAAGUGCUACAAGCCUCUGGCCAAGGAGCCGUUCAACACCAAGGAUGAGCGCAUCAUGUGUGUGAAGUGCUGCUCCAGAGACGCUGCUCCCCGCUGCCACAGCUGCUAUAAACCGAUACUGGCUGGCAGUGAGAGCGUGGCAUACAAAGGAAACUCAUGGCAUGAUGAAUGUUUCACCUGUUGCAGCUGUAAACGACCUAUAGCAUCGCAGAGUUUCCUCUCCAAAGAUGAUGCUGUUUACUGCAACCCCUGCUAUGAUGAGAAGUUUGUCAAGAGCUGCGUCAGCUGCAAAAAGCCAAUAACCUCUGGAGGAGUGAACUACCAAGAGCAGCCGUGGCACAGCCAUUGCUUUGUGUGCAGCUCCUGCUCAAAGCCUCUGGCCGGGUCCAGUUUCACCACCCACCAGGACCAGGUCUUCUGUGUCGACUGCUACAAGAGCUCAGUGGCGAAGAAGUGCAGUGGCUGCCAGAACCCAAUCACAGGUUUUGGUAAAGGUGUGAAUGUUGUGAACUUUGAGGGCAGCUCCUGGCAUGAAUAUUGCUUCAACUGCAAGAGAUGCUCCCUCAGUCUGUCCAAUAAACGCUUUGUGGCCAAAGAAAAAGACAUCCUCUGCACCGACUGCGGCAACAAAGAGUGAUGGACAGCUAUUAGUUUCUGUUUUCUAACCUCGCAACUUUACACAAUGGUUAGAGUCUACAUUUCAACUUACUGUGUUAUAUAUUUCUGUGAUUUAUUUCUCAAGGAUGCAAAGAUAUUCAGUCUUUCUGAUGCUUUAAAAUAAUACUUUAAACUAACAAUGUGCUGAGUGAUUGUCUGACAAUGGUCUGUUUUCCAUUAAAAAGGAUUGAUGAAGAAUCUUUAUUAUUCAGCACACAACCAACAUAAAGCCAAAGUUUACCUAUGUUUUAGAUCCUGGGUUUACUAUCUUGCAGGAAGUCAAUACAAAUAAAUAUACUGUCAUAGUAUAGUUUAAACAGUUUUAGUUCUUUAUUGUACAAUAUAAAUAACUGGUCAUAUUAGUGCCUUUAAUGCGUAUUCCUUUUUUUAUUUUAUUUUAUUAAUACCAUACUGGUGUCAAAUAAUCAGUAUCAGCGUCAACAUGUUUUGUUAUUUGCCAAAGGAAAAGCACUUUUUAAACUUUCCUAGUUUAAAAAGCACUCAAAUAAAAGAGAUACAUUUAUCUGAAAUUGCUGUAUGUCUUGAUGUGUUGCUCAAGUGAAAUUUAAUAAACUUUCUACAAAAUUCAA
Messenger RNA from Girardinichthys multiradiatus, 1678 nucleotides. Its product is annotated as four and a half LIM domains protein 1-like. Gene Ontology annotation, molecular function: transmembrane transporter binding. Gene Ontology annotation, biological process: muscle organ development. NCBI's taxonomy places the organism in Eukaryota, Metazoa, Chordata, Actinopteri, Cyprinodontiformes, Goodeidae. The record is from RefSeq and is a predicted model, not a curated record. The transcript is spliced from 6 exons. Bases 226 to 1068 code for a protein of 280 amino acids.